AUGUAUGGGCGAUUUUCAAGAAAGUCCAACCUUUCUGAUGUCUCGGAGAAGAAGAUAUUGAGCUCCAUGGAGACAUUUCUAGGACUAGGAUUCAGCGGAGAUGAGUUUGUUAUGAUGCCACAGGUACUUGGAUACAGCAUGGAGAAGAGGAUUGUGCCAAGGUGUAACGUAAUCAAAGCUCUCAUGUCAAAAGGAUUGCUCAGAAAGGGAAGUGUCAAGAUGUCGUCUGUCUUGAUAUGUACCGAUGAAGUUUUCUUAAGAAGGUAUGUGAGGAAGCUCGGUGACAAGGAGCUUGUGGCUGAGUUGAUGUCUAUUCUCACUGGAUUAGGCUUAUGA
Messenger RNA from Microthlaspi erraticum, 336 nucleotides. Lineage: Eukaryota; Viridiplantae; Streptophyta; Magnoliopsida; Brassicales; Brassicaceae. The record is from the annotation of a GenBank genome assembly.